Molecule: messenger RNA, 2806 nt
Organism: Megalops cyprinoides (Indo-Pacific tarpon)
Lineage: Eukaryota; Metazoa; Chordata; Actinopteri; Elopiformes; Megalopidae
Gene: cpeb4a
Product: cytoplasmic polyadenylation element binding protein 4a
Exons: 11
Coding region: 499-2694 (731 amino acids)
Biological process (GO): negative regulation of cytoplasmic translation
Cellular component (GO): neuron projection; nucleus; cytoplasm
Molecular function (GO): mRNA 3'-UTR binding; ribosome binding; mRNA regulatory element binding translation repressor activity
Source: RefSeq, a predicted model, not a curated record
UCGGUAGGUUCUGGGGGAGAGAGGACAGUAGUGAGGAAGCGCAGGAAAGGAGAAAAAAAUAAAUGCAGUAUAAGAAUAUGCCAGACGCACUAAAACCAUGAAACUGGCCAAGAAACAUAUUUGAGUGAAAUGCAAUUGGUAUACGAUUGACAGGCUCCAAGGACGUAGCUACCAAUGACGUAAAAUUUGUUAGCGAGCUAGCCGAAUAGUUGCAAAAUAAGAUAAGGCUGUGUCAUUGAGCAAGCAGGACACGACUACACGGAGCAUAUAUCUUGAUAGCUAGCUUUAGGUUUUAUCUUCUAUAGUUUUGCUGAAUUUUUUAAGAAACACCCAUUCGAUCGUCAUACUGGUAGGUAGCAACGGAUCUUAGCUAAUUUUCAUCGGUCAAGCAAGAACGGAUCUCACCGGAGACGUCGCUUUGGAGACAAGGGUACGAAAAGGAAAUAAAAACAGCUGAGUAAAACACUGUGUCAGGGGAAAAAUUACUGGAGCACCUAAAUGGGGGAUUACGGGUUUGGAGUCUUAGUGCAGAACAACACUGGUAACAAAUCAGCUUUCCCAGUAAGAAUUCACCCACAUCUGCAACCUCCGCACCAUCAUCAGAAUGCGUCCCCAAGUCCUGCUGCUUUUAUAAAUAACAACACAGCUGCUAAUGGCAGCAAUGCUGGGUCCGCUUGGCUGUUUCCUGCCGCAGCUGCCCAUAGCAACAUGCAAGAUGAGAUUCUGGGAUCAGAGAAACCUAAAGCUCAGCAGCAGCAACAGGAAAUACAAGAAACGCAAGAAAAACAGCAGUUGUCUCCAGACCACCAGGAAACGGGUAUCAUCUCCGAGCUCGAAAGCGCAAGGUCCGAGGAGAAUAAGGGGGAGAACGGCUCGGUGGACAGCAACGCCGGAAAGGAGAAGCUGCGUAUCGAGUCCCCAGUGCUGACGGGGUUCGAUUACCAGGAGACAUCGGGCCUGGGGACCACCGCCCAGUCCAGCACCUCCUCCUCUUCCUCCCUGACCGGCUUCAACAACUGGUCGGCCGCCGUGCCGCCGAACCCCUCCACCAUAAUAAACGAAGAUGUCAGCUUCUUCAACCCGGCCGCCUCCGCCAGCAACGGGCCCCUGCUGUUCCAGAAUUUCUCCCACCACGUCAGCCCGGGCUUUGGCGGCAACUUCUCCCCCCAGAUCGGGCCCCUCUCCCAGCACCACCCGCCACACCCCCACUUCCAGCACCCCCACAGCCAGCACCAACAGCACCGCCGGUCCCCGGCGAGCCCCCACCCUCCCCCUUUCUCCCACAGGAAUGCUGCUUUCAGCCAGUUGCCCCACUUGGCUAAUAACCUGAAUAAGCCCCCCUCACCAUGGGGCAGCUACCAAAGCCCGUCGCCCACGCCCUCCUCUACCUCCUGGAGCCCGGGGGGAGGCUACGGCGGCUGGGGGGCGUCCCAGGGCCGGGAGUACCGGCGGGGCCUCAGCGGAGGGGUGACGCCCCUCAACUCCAUCUCCCCGCUGAAGAAGUCCUUCCCCAACAGCCACAUGUCGUCGCAGAAGUACUCCCGGGCAAGCCCAGGCUUCAACCCCAAGUCCUGGAUGGAUGACAGCAUGAGCCGCAGCGAGAACACCUUCCCGUUUCAGCAGGAGCGCACCAGGUCGUUCGACGGCUUCAACAUGCACUCUCUGGAGAAUUCCCUGAUCGACAUCAUGAGGGCCGAGCAGGAUUCCCUGAAAGGCCGCUUAGGAUUCUCUCACCCGGCAGGAGACAGCCCUUUGCCCAUAAAUGCAAGGAAUUAUGGGAGGAGACGAGGCCACUCGUCCCUGUUCCCCAUGGAGGACAGCUUCGCGGACGAUGAGCGGGCCGAUCAGGGCCUGACCGGGCUGGGUUCCCCUCACUGCUUCCCCCACCAGAACGGGGAGCGGGUGGAGCGCUACUCCCGAAAGGUCUUCGUAGGGGGCCUUCCUCCGGACAUCGACGAAGAUGAAAUAACUGCUAGUUUCCGGCGUUUUGGUCAUCUGUUUGUGGACUGGCCUCACAAGGCGGAGAGCAAGUCAUACUUUCCACCUAAAGGUUACGCAUUCCUCCUGUUCCAAGACGAGGGCUCGGUCCAGGCUCUGAUUGACGCCUGCAUCGAGGAGGACGGCAAGCUUUAUCUGUGUGUGUCCAGCCCUACCAUCAAAGACAAACCAGUCCAGAUCCGGCCCUGGAAUCUUAACGACAGCGACUUCGUGAUGGACGGCUCCCAGCCCCUCGACCCCCGCAAAACCAUUUUCGUGGGCGGCGUUCCUCGCCCUCUGCGUGCAGUGGAGCUGGCGAUGAUCAUGGACAGGCUGUAUGGAGGAGUGUGCUAUGCCGGCAUUGACACUGACCCAGAGCUGAAGUACCCGAAGGGGGCUGGGCGGGUGGCCUUCUCCAAUCAGCAGAGCUACAUUGCUGCUAUCAGCGCUCGCUUCGUGCAGCUGCAGCAUGGAGAGAUCGAUAAACGGGUGGAAGUGAAGCCAUAUGUCCUGGACGACCAGCUGUGUGACGAGUGCCAGGGGACCCGGUGCGGGGGCAAGUUCGCCCCCUUCUUCUGCGCCAACGUCACCUGCCUCCAGUAUUACUGUGAAUACUGCUGGGCCAGCAUCCACUCGCGCGCCGGGCGCGAGUUCCACAAGCCGCUGGUAAAGGAGGGCGGGGACCGGCCACGCCACAUCUCCUUCCGCUGGAACUGAGCAGGGGAGGGGGGUGCAGGGGGGCUGGGUUCCAGGGAGUCGCUAAACAUCAUAAAUAAAUGCACUUUUCUGUUGCCGAUUCCUGUUAGGUUGGAUUUUUAAAAAUCUUAAA